AUGUUGACUGUGCUCUCAACUGCGAGUAUUUUAUUGCUUAUUUACACUGCUAUCAUAUUGAUUGCACUGGGUGGUAAUUUGUUGGUAUGUGUCGCUGUAUUUUGCGAUCGAGUUUUACGACGACAACAGGAAAAUUUAUUCCUGGUAUCGCUUGCUGUAUCCGAUCUUCUUGUAUCCUUGCUUGUGAUGUCAUUCGCAGCAUUCAAUGAUAUUCUUGGACAUUGGCCAUUUGGUCGUUUAUACUGUCAACUUUGGAUAUGCUUCGAUAUUACUAGUACCACUGCUUCGAUACUCAACCUUUCUGCAAUUGCCUUGCAUAGAUUUUUGCAUAUCAGUCGUCCACUUGUUUAUGUCAGGAGGCGAAAAAUAUGCAUCGUUAUAGCUUUUGUUUGGCUGAUAUCUGCCAUCAUUGGUUUCAUGCAAAUUAUCCUGGAAUUAGCACAAAGGGAAGGAAUUGGUGACAAGAAUGAAGUUAAUGAGACCAGGUACAAUGAUUCCCAUCCGAGAUGUGAACUACGGCUUAAGCCACUGUAUGCAUUGGGCAGUUCAAUGUGCAGUUUUGUUAUCCCCGCGGCAAUGAUGGUGCUUCUGUACACCCGUCUCUAUUUGUUCGCCAGGAAACAUGCCAAAAUAAUGCGUACCCAACUUCAGCAAGUAGUCAACUUUCCUGCAACACUGAAUACUUCUCAAAAUACUAAUGUUGGAUUUUUCUAUGAUAGAAUAAUGGCAAUAUGUUGUUGUUGUCACAAGACUGAUCCUACAAUAUCGGAACGAGUCAACCUGAAAAAUGCGUCAUCACAGCUUUGUAUCACUGAUCAGAAAGCCAGGCUUACACUGGGAGUAAUAAUGGGUACAUUUCUGAUAUGCUGGCUGCCAUUCUUCAUUGUAAAUGUCAUUCGUUCCUUUCUUCCAACUUCGAUAUCCGAUGUGCAAUUCAAGGUUGUUACAUGGUUAGGUUAUGCAAAUUCUACAGCGAAUCCAAUCAUUUAUACGAUUUUAAACAGAGAUUUCCGAAUUGCUUUCAAAAAGAUAUUGUUCGACAAUAUAACACGACAAUUGAUCGAUACGGGUUUAGGUAACUCAUUUCCUGCUAUUGGUCAAGAAGCAUCUUCACAUCAUCCCGCUGUUGACAUAGAAAAAUACGAAGACGAGUGA
Molecule: messenger RNA, 1155 nt
Organism: Acanthocheilonema viteae
Lineage: Eukaryota; Metazoa; Nematoda; Chromadorea; Rhabditida; Onchocercidae
Source: the annotation of a GenBank genome assembly